This is a messenger RNA of Drosophila takahashii, 1122 nucleotides long. Lineage: Eukaryota; Metazoa; Arthropoda; Insecta; Diptera; Drosophilidae. The record is from RefSeq and is a predicted model, not a curated record.
GCUGUCGAGAUCUGCGAGAUGUUGCCGCUCCAAUUCGUUCUGCUGGGCUGUCUGUUCAUCGCUCAGGGGCUUUGCCACACAUUGCCAGAGCUCAAGGCGAGAUCUCCGCGAGAUACAUCCAAUAUACCCACCCAUUUGUUUAAGCCCGUGGGUGGAAAUUCAGGCAAUGAGAAUUUUUCUGGAAGAUCUUCGUCAAAUGGUGGAAAUCGCACCGCCUUCUCAAAUGGCACCUCCAAUGUUGAGUUUUUUGAGAAAUCCAGUGGAGAAGUGGAAGAAGUGACGGCCUCGUACGAAGAAGAAGAUGAAGUUCCUAGCCGACCCAUUCUAUUUAAACCUCAACCGUUCCCUCAGAACUUUCCAAGGACAAAUGGUUUACGUAGACCUGUAUGUGUGCCCAAUUUCCCUACAAACCCUUCGGAUUUCAAUGCAGGUCCCAGCGGAAGCCGUUUUAUGAGCUCACCGUUUUUCAGGGACAGUGCUCUUCAGCCUGUUCUCGAAUCCCAAUUUCGAAACCAAAACUCGGGUUUUCCGGAUUCUGGGUCGCUAUACGGAGAAGCGAGAGGCAUUACGACUCCCCUAAUUUCUGGAGGUGACAUUUUCGUUCCGCAGCGACGUCCAAAUGGUCCGGGUAUUUCUGAUUCUGGGGGGCUAAGCGCUACAGCGAGAGGCAUUGUUUCCCCCACAAUUAUUGGAGGUGCUAUGUUCGUUCCACAGCGACGUCCAAAUGGUCCUAGGGACUCAUCGGGCAACUUCUACCGCUCAGAGUCGUAUAGCUAUACCUCGGAUGGCCGAGGACCUCCCCAGGUUCAGCGGGAUGUGUACGACUCCCGGGAUGGAUUUGGAUCUUCUUUCCGCAACUUUUAAAGCAACGUCAAUCCAAAAAGCCUUUUUAAAUAGUCUGUAAAUUAAAGGUCGUGCUUCGUAAUAGAAACAAGUGGAUUUCCCCUUCCCGCUGAUAGCUGAUAGGUAACUGAUUUCCGAUUUCCAGUAAAACUAGUUGAAGCCAUCUGAGAUUAGCAUAAUCAGUAGUGAUUUGCAAUGGGAAUAAGCGGGAGCUUUUAUAAUAUUAUAAAGACUUAUUUGACUUAUUUAUUAAAAUAAAGGUAAAAAUAAAAAUUAAAA